UGGAGGUAGCAAGUCGGCGGGGGGAGGGGAAGCCGUGUGGAGCCGCUGUCGAUGCGGAUUGAAGGGGGUCGGGGAGAAGUUGUAUUGUAUCACACCCCCGAGCAACGCGGAAGAAGAAGGAGUCGGAGCCGCGUGAAGGCACAUUGCACCGACAACGGAUAUACAAAGUCUGGAAGUCGCCGAGCGCUGUCCCCUGCUGGAGUUUGUGUCAGGCGCUCGGCAGAGGCGCUCAGGAAACACCGCUGCUUCGGUUGAGGCCUAGUGUGUUUUGGGACUUUGGGACGUGCGGACGCGUUCUGGGCUCCGUCCAUUGGGGCAGGCCUGGUCCUGCCAAGACGGACUUCCAGAGGAACGCUGGAAGAAAAGAUUAUCGGACCCUUGCGGCCACGGGCCUGUCUAAAGGUUUCCUCAUGUCCGUGAAGAGUCUCUCGUCGCUUUGCGGCUUUCCGCCCUCGGUGUGGUCAGUCGCUGCGAUCCCGACCCCGUGAUUCUCCCCGACCGUAGUGCCGGACGUCAUGAGCAUUGUAAUCCCUCUGGGAGUCACCACACCAGAUACAUCCUACUCAGACAUGGCCGCCGGAUCAGACCCUGAAUCAGUUGAAGCCAGCCCAGCAGUUACCGGAAAGAACAUCUAUGCAACUCACAAUUACCCAGGCAGCCAGAGCCACGGAUAUCGGGGUCUGCCGUAUGCAUCACCCACUUUACAGGAUCACAAUUACGGAGCUCCUCCACCACCAACACCGCCCGCCUCCCCACCUGUUCAGGCUAUAAUCCCACGUGCAGAACUCAAUGGCGUUCACUCACCUGAAGACGAGGAGAAUUCUGGAGACAGCGAUACUUCUUCUGAAGGAGAUGGGAUCACCAACUGGUGCCACUGCAAUAACUCUGCAGACGGGUUUCUUGUAAAAUGCGAGAAAUGCAGGGGUGUAAACAGAGGAAAAGUUAUUCAGCUGAAUCGUCGGAAGCAAGACAAUGUCUCAGGGGGUGAGAGCAGUGCUACAGAAAGUUGGGAUGAGGAGCUUUCUCCAUCAACGGUCCUCUAUACAGCCACCCAGCACACACCAACAAGCAUCACUCUCACUGUCAACAGAGUGCGGAGAAGUAAACCAAAAAAGAGGAAGAAAAGUACAGAAAAGGCUCGCAAUACCCCCAAAACCAAAAAGAUUAAGGCUUUUCGGGAAGGUUCCCGCAAGUCUUUACGUAUGAAGACUUCACCUUCCGAUGCUCACACAUUGGAUGAAAAUACCACGGAGGGCUGGGAGAACAGGAUCAGGCUUUGGACUGACCAGUAUGAGGAGGCAUUUACUAACCAGUAUAGUGCAGACAUGCAGAACCUUUUGGAGAGGCAUGUACGUGCUAACAAAGACCUGGCUGGAAAAGCGGAGCUGCCUGAAACUAUAAAAAAGGCAGAACUGUCGUGUAACAACACCGUCGUAGGAUCUCAAAUGCAGUUUCAGCUUGGAAGGGUGGCCCGAGUGCAAAAGCAUCGUAAGAUACUCCGUGCAUCCAAGGAUUUGCCAGUAAACACUCUUGUAAUUGAAUACCGGGGCAAAGUUAUGUUACGGCAGCAGUUUGAAGUCAAUGGACACUUCUUCAAAAAACCGUACCCCUUUGUGCUUUUUUACUCCAAAUUUAACGGCUUGGAAAUGUGUGUGGAUGCACGGACCUUCGGUAAUGAUGCCAGGUUUAUCAGACGUUCCUGCACGCCCAAUGCUGAGGUCAGGCACGUGAUUGCAGACGGGAUGGUUCAUCUCUGCAUUUAUGCUAUUGCUGCUAUAGCAAAAGAUACAGAGGUCACCAUUGCCUUUGAUUAUGACUACAGUAACUGUAGUUACAAGGUAGACUGUGCGUGUCACAAAGGCAACCGUAACUGUCCCGUUCAGAAGAGGAACCCUAUUACUGGAGAACAGCCGCCUCCUACUCCCAUUCCACUGUCCAUAGGGGCAGAGACGAGGCAUCGCAAGGCUCGGCGAAGGGAGUUAGAAAAGCAGGGUUUUGUAGUAGAUGAAAGCACCAAUCAUGAGAAUGAUGAAGCGGCUGAAGCUUCUGCCACAGAUGUCCUAACCGGUGACCAUGAGAUUCAAGGGGACGUUGCAACUAAAGGCGAAGAUACUAAAGAGGAGGAGGUGGGAAUAGUGUCCAGGACGAGAAGGUCAAGAGAUGACAAGAAAGCAGAGCUUCCUCUGCACACGUCUGAAGGCGUGGAUAGAAGAAGGCGACGCAAAGAACAGCCUGCAGAACAAGCUGCUGUUGAACCUGAGGCGCCUUCUGUUCCUGAAGUCCAGGCAGCAGUGGAUCCGACCGCCCCAGCAGAUGAUCCAGAGCCAGAAUCUCAAAGUCCCGUGGAUGUAGAAGCUGCACCCAAUCCUACCCAGGGUGUAAACACUCGGAGGUCUUCUCAGGCACAGGACACCAACUCAGAGAAACCUGCCCCUAAACCAGUUCCACCAAAAUCCACUAGACCUCGCCCCAAAAGCCGCAUGUCUAGGUACCGAAGUGCCUCAGCACAACGGUUAAGAAGACAAAGGCAAGCUGUGGCUCAGCAAGUGGAGCUAGCACCCCCAGUGCCGGAGGAAGGGACUGCAAGUUCCGCCACAACAGAGCCUGGCACCACAGAAAAUCUAGGCUUAGGUGAUGCACUGCAGGGCUCAGAGUCUCCAGCAGUUAUCCAGUUGGUGACCCUGCCAACGCGUUCUGGCCUUAAAUACCAUAAAGCGAAAAAGUACCCAAUCAAUGAGUGGCUAAAUGAUAAGGUGGAGAAGCAGGACUGUCCCAUUGAUCACCCUUUGCGGAUUACUACGGAUCCAACUGUUUUGGCAACCACCCUUAACAUGCUCCCUGGACUAUCCCAUUCCCCGUCCAUCUGCACCGCUCCCAAACACUACAUACGCUUUGUGUCUCCAUAUAUGCCAGAGAGGCGAAGGAGACCUCCAAAGGCGGAUGGCACUUAUGGGUCAUGUAAAAAGCGCUGGAUUAAACAAGCAAUGGAUGACGACUUCUCACAACCUGAAAGCCCUGUACAGGAAAAAUCCCAACCUUUAUACCAAAGCAAUGAAAACACCUCGUCUUCCAGUGAUAACACUGGAACCAAUACAGAAAUCGCAGCUCCCUUUAAAAAAUGGAAGAUGAAAUACAUCUUAGAAGAAAAUACAGCAAUGUUAUCAAGUCCUGUGCCGUUCCCCCCUGCACUUCCUAACUCUGUAACAACAGACUCUCUAAGUCCGAUGCAGACGACACCGAGCUCUUCCCUUCCUGGUGAAGAGGAAUCCAGAUAUGGAUAUGGACUUAUGUUCUCUCCCAUCCCUUCUCUUGCUGCUAGUCGUUGUAAUACUCCACUACAGUUUGAGAACAUCUCCUCCCCUGAAAGCUCCCCAGCGCAUAGGCCCGAGUCCCUGUCACCAGAGCCUUGCCUACGGACUGAUGCAGAUUUGCCAAAGGCCAGUUUCUUGGAUAUAUCCAUGGAGAAUUGCCAGGAGCUCCAAACCACAGUUAACACCAGUCUCGGUGAUCUUGCUUCACAGUCUCCAAGCACAUCUUUGCCAUACAUUGGCACAUCAGAAGCAAAUGUUUUAGUAAAAGGAGGGGAAGGAUCAACGCUGCUAAGAACGUCGGAACAGACUUUCCGGACGGAGUUCAAUUUAAUGUAUGCUUUCUCCCCUUUGAACGCAAUGCCUCGGGCCGAUGGCUCAUUACGUGGGUCCCCUCUUGUUGGGGAAAGAAAGCCUUCCCAAUCAGAUAUGUACUGUGGCUCUCCUGUAGAGGCCUAUUAUACUAGGUCUGUUCCUGGACUUUUGAAAGAAUCUGCACAAGGAUCUAUGUCUCCUUGUAGUGAUAGGACUUGCGAGGGGGUCAGAUCUUCACCACAAAAUCCACCUCAGAGGAAAAAGGUAUCUUUGUUAGAAUAUCGAAAGCGAAAACAAGAAGCCAAGGAAGUCAUGUCUUCUCCGCGAGGGGACAUUAUACGCUGUGCAGGGACACCAACACGCCAGAGCAGCAAUGGGUCUAUUUCUGAUACAGACCUGUCGGGUGCUCUGCAGCUUCAAGCUCCAUCUUCACCACAAAGUGGCUUCUCUUCUCCUGUUCACCCCUCCAUGCCUCAGAUUGAGGAUAUCAGCCCCACAGAAAGAACAGUCAGCGCUUCUUCCAACUGCAAGCAAACAGAGAGCAUCAGCAGCAGAUGGAUGGUUCCAACAUCGGUAGAACGACUACGCGAGGGGCAGGGAUUCCUAGAGCGAGUUUUGAGAGGUGGGGUUAAGGUGUCACAAAGAGGGGAGAUGUCGCCUUCUAGGGAGAGCAGUCUGGACAGAGAGUCAGAAGAUGGAGAUUCUGAGAUGCUGAGCCCAGCUAUUUCUAAAGGACCAAUCGUUUACAGCCCUUCUAGAUACAAUUAUCAGUUCCUGCAGUGUGAUAGUCCUCAGUCAGAGCCGGUCAGCGUCCUCUCCCAGAAUUCAUCCCCUUUCCGUGGUCCCGCAGCUCAGCCUGGUGGAUUCAGCUAUAGGACACCACAGAGGACAGGACACAGCCACACAGAGUCCUCUGUCAUUUCUUCUUCUUUCUCAAGUCCUUCCCAUAUUACUUCCACAGACUCUCCCACUGCUCAGAGCUCUGGGUAUUACAACAGCCAGCAGCUUUAUGGAAGCAAUGCUGGAACGUGUCCGCCAAGGAAAAGCUUCCAUCACCGAGGCCCCAGCCGUGAGGCAAGUCCAGCGCGAUUGCUCAGGACAGACUCUGUUUCCUCAGACUCUCAAGCCAGCACUGGGGCUUCUACUAAUUCCUCCACCCCACAGGGGUCGAGAUCAGACUCGAGAACUAUAACCAUGUCAGGCUCCAGGAUAACAGCUGUGUCCAGUCCGCAGCAUUAUUCGCAACGAGGGUCUGGCGUUCAACAGUACCGGCUGCAGCAAAUGCAAGCCUCGGGAGUAAAAACUCAGACUGGCCUUUCCUAGGACUGCUAGAGAGGAAAGAACAGGAUAGCACUAUCCCUAAGCCAUUCCUGGACCUACAGAUGGCUCAGACCUGCACCUGAUGGACCUGGUGUGCCGGUCUAGGACUGAGACAGGUGGAGGCUAAAUUUGCUGAUCACAUCGGUUCCCCUCACUCUACACACUCACGUUGCAAGAAAACAGACAGACAUCUUGGGAAAUCCACAAAACAACGAUAAAAAAAACAGUUGUGUAGACCUAUAAUCAAUACAAUUACUCGGUUUCUCUCUCUGUAUCACCAGAAACCACCUGUAGUCACUUGUGCAGUAAGGACAACGUUUAUAUGAUUUAAAUAUAAAAAAAUAAUAAAUGGUUAAAAUUUAAGCUGAAUUAUAAGGACAGGGAGAAGGGGACUUAAAGAAGCACCUAAAAAUUGUAGCAUCAGGUUAUAACAAUUAUUAUUUUUUUAGGGGAAGGGGGAUAAGCAGGGAAGGGGCUACUGUGUUCAUAUCCUCCUUACGUCUGCAGAUCUGUCCUUCCAUUCCUGUUUUGGCACCACCAAUACUGAUUGGAAUGACAGAGAGUUUCUGAAGUGAGGUUAUGGAUCCAGUUCUAUUUUUCACUUUUUUUUCAGGAAGGGAGAAGUGUAACCUCUUGACAAAUCAGCAUGGUUGUAGAACAAGAGUACCUUAACCUGCGUCUCUCCUCCCAAAGCAAAACUACAACUCCCACCAUGCUCUGGCAGCCACCGAAUGUAGUUUUGCUACAGCUGGAGAGCCGCAGGUUGAGGGGCAUUGCUGUAGUCACUGUUGAAAAUCGUGUUAUAAUUGGUAAGCUUGGAAAAUAGAAAUUUUAAAAUCCAGAAAAAUGCAUGAAAUUGGCGGUAACCCACUGCUCGGUAUGAUCUGGCUUCCAUGUUUUAUUGUAGGCAUUCCAGUGCUAGCACCAGUCGUUCCGUGUCAUAUUAUUUUUUUUGUGUGUGUGUGUACACCAGUGAUUCUACAGAAUUGAGUUUCUACAUUUUGAUAUUUAUUUUAAUAUCAAGUACUGGAUGGGCCAGUGACCAUAACUGCUGUAAAUAUAGAGCAGACCCGUCGCAAGUGAAUCCAAGGCGGUGCUACAUCUGUUACUGCACAGCCUGGCCGGUAGACAGAUGGAUGUGUGUGUGUAUAUAUGUAUAUGUGUGUGUGUAUGUGUGUAUAUGUAUAUAUAUAUACACACACAGACACACACUUGGUUCUCUUGUAACAACUGUACACAGAAUUUUCAUGUUCCAGGUAAAUGCUGCAUUGUACUAUGCUGUAUAGUAAUUGACACAAUAAUGGUAUCUAUAUUUUUGUAUGGAAAAAAAGAAAAAAGUUUUUGUUUUAUUGCAUCAAAAUAUUCUCUAUUGUACAUGUCGAAAGCAGGGCGUCCCGCGGCAUAACGUCUGGAGGCCGGUUAAAGUCCAUGGUUGAAUAUUUGCAUUGACUGCUAGGUAUGGUCACCUGUAAUCAAGUGUAGGCAUUUUUGGCUGGGCAGAUAUUUGAUCUGUUACUCUAACCAAAUGCAAAUGGUUUCCAAUGUAUCGCAGCUUACAUAGACCUAUAUUGUGAGUAGUAGGGAGACGCUUGGGGGGUUGCUUACCAUGUCUCAAUGGUACUUUGACCCGUGUAAACCCGAGCUCAGCAAACAGUGAAGAAUUCUGUGUUUUUUUUUUUAUCUUGUCAAGAUGGAGCUGACAGUAUCCACUGACAUUCAGCAUCUAAGGUUAGGUUCGCCCUGACCACGUGUGCGUACUGUCAGCUUCAAGGAAUCUCUUGCACUGUGAGUUGAGCUUUGCACUUGAAAAUGUAGUCAAGACAUCUGACAACGCUUUCUAUAGAGAACCAGAGGCCUCAGUCUUUUUGCCCUAUUGGGAGCCAUGACAGGAAUCUGAGUAGCAAUGAAGGGGUUUAGGUUCUACGGGAGACCCUGCGCCCCUUCAUUUUAAGGGUUCAAGUGAAUUUCGUGAAAUGCUAGUGAAAAAUAUUUAGGCGAAAAAAAAAUCAUAAAGGGGCUUUCUUAAAACACGCAAGACCCUCUGAUCUUCUAGCUACUUCCCCCGUCAUGUACACAAAAGUAAACCACUUGAAUCGCGUCAAUCUGCAAAUAUUCAAGCGUCUGUCACAAAAAAAGGCCUCCAAAAUCCAAGAAACAUUGGAAAUCCCGUAAUCCAUGUUUUAUUUUGCUGCUUCUGUCUGUUCCCCCGACUGUAAAGUCAGACACUUAUUAAUUUUAUUUUCUCCAUAGAUUUAUUUUUUUAUUGCUUUCGGGGAGAUAAAAGCUUGAGUUAUACCAAAAAGUCAAUGCCCCCUCCACCCAGGUCAUCAACCCCCAUUUACUUUUUAACAUCGGGCAGAUGCUUUUUACGUUUUGUAUUCAGUUCUGAGCAUUGUGUGCUAUCUAGAAAACCCGGAUGUUCUAAUCUACGGUGCUACAUCGACUCCUUGUCACGUAACAUAAUACUGUGAGUCUCUCCCUUCUCCGAUUUCCCCCCCCUCCUCCAUUCUUCUCUCUCUCUCUCCAGGUCUCCGAUCAGCAGUUGUCCUAUAAUUUUUAUUAUUACGGUUUCGUUUGGUGACUGUUACAGAGUAUCGCCCAUUGGAUUAACAAAUCAUGUGUCCUUUCUAAUAGCAAGAAGAAAUUUCUAUGAAAAAAUGUAAGCAAAAAUAAGGAAAUAAGUUUAUAUCCCCCCUCCCACCCCCAAAUAUUUUUUUAAACUGCCUGAUUUCUUUCCAGGUUUGUACAACUGUGAGACUGGUUAGGGAUGGAAAUCACGUCACCCUUUUUUGGGGUCUUGUAUACUGUAUAUUAUGUGUGUAUAAACAUCACAGGGUCUGUAUCGCAAGCCUCCACUUUCUGCCGGGUCUCGCGACGCACGGCCAAAUGCCUCAAUAAUGGCUGACAUGGGGUUUUUGUUUUUUUUCCGCAUUUGGCAGCACAUUUAUAAAGAUCGGUCCGUGGGGCGAGGUCACAGAAAGGAGCCGACCGCUGUCAUCACUCACGCGGAGUUUUUACACAAUGAUGUAACAUUUGAUCUUUCAGAAGAGAUGUAAUAAUUUUGAUAAUAAAAUACUUACCUUAA
Molecule: messenger RNA, 8028 nt
Organism: Bufo bufo (common toad)
Lineage: Eukaryota; Metazoa; Chordata; Amphibia; Anura; Bufonidae
Gene: SETD5
Product: SET domain containing 5
Exons: 25
Coding region: 516-4946 (1476 amino acids)
Molecular function (GO): protein binding
Source: RefSeq, a predicted model, not a curated record